AUGCUAAUAAAAGAAGAGGAACUGGUAGAAAAAGAUCUUAGAUUCAUUCAAACAUUGCCGAAUCUCUAAAAAAUUUAAUCAACUAAUAGCCUCAACAAUUAUCUUAGAGAAUAGUCAAUAAAAAAAGAAUUCUUAGGAGAUGGUUUAGAGAAGAGAUCAUUGACAUUCAGUAAACUGCAAGAUAAAAGUUUGAUUAAUGAUUUUGUACUAGAAAUAAAAAAAGCAAAAUCAAAUCAUUAGACAUUCUAGGAUUUAAGGGAGAAUAUAUAAAAAGUAAAUGAGAUUCCUGAACCUAAUCUAUUGCAGUAAAUAAAUUUAUUUUAAGAGUAAAAUCUGGAAGAGUUUGAGGUCUACAACGAAUAUAUGACUGUUUAAUAAGCGUUAAUUGAAUUGAACAUUAGAUGUCAAAUGUAAAGAAUGGAAACUCUAAUUUUAAAGAUCUAAGAAGAUAAAAAUAUGAAUGCAGAUUUGAAGUAAUUCAUUCUCUAAAAGUAUAUAAAUGAUAUUGACAAGAAGCUAAACUAUUUUAUCUUCAAUAGUAGAAAUUUAAAGCACUAUUUAUAAUAAUAAGAGAGCCAAAUUAAAAAUCAAAUUGAAGACUUAAAUAAUUAGCAUGAUAAUACUGAAGAAAUUUAAUAAAAGUUUGAUUCAAUAAGACAUUUUGAGAAACACUAGGAAAAAUGUAGAAUCGAGCUUGUUAAAUUAAAGCAAUCGGUUUAAACUUUAUUUAAUUUCAAUGAGCUUAACGUUGAUAAUGUUGAAGCUAUUAGAUAGGUUAGAAAUUCAAUAUAGCAAGUCAAGAACUGCUAACAUUAAAUAAGGAAUUUUUAUCAAGUAAAUCCAGAAGAUAGUAGAAUACAGUUAUUUAAUGAGAUGAACCAGGUUCAUUAGAAAUUAAUUUAGAGUGGAAAAUUAGAUGAACUGCAAAUCUAGUUAUUAUAGGUGAAAAAUGACAGACUUAAAAUAUAAAAUUAAUUUGUUGAUAUUGAGAAGCUAUAUACAAAUUAAUUGAAUAAAGUAGAGAUAUUAAGAGAUUAAAAUAUGAUUAUGAGAUAGGAGAUUAGAAGAAUAAGAAAUCUAGAGGAAGGUGAGGAAGAUAAAAUCAAGGAAAAUACUUGA
This is a messenger RNA of Stylonychia lemnae, 1119 nucleotides long. The record is from the annotation of a GenBank genome assembly. NCBI's taxonomy places the organism in Eukaryota, Ciliophora, Spirotrichea, Sporadotrichida, Oxytrichidae.